CUGACUACGAUCGGUUAGAUGAAACAUACGCAGAGUCGUGUAAGCGGUAAACCAGUACCUAACUAAAGCCAAUAGAACACUGACUACGAUCGGUUAGAUGAAACAUACGCAGAGUCAUGUAAGCGGUAAACCAGUACCUAACUAAAGCCAAUAGAACACUGACUACGAUCGGUUAGAUGAAACAUACGCAGAGUCGUGUAGGCGAUAAAUCAGUAGAUAACUCAUUUACAAUUAUUCUGCUUCAGACUUGUGCCGGAAUCCUACCUUAAACUCAUACGACAAUGGUCUCAACGACAACUGUCGUGCGUUUUGGUCGUGUGACAGUGGACACUCCAUACCAAUGUGUUGUGACAAGUAUUUCUCCUACAGAGCCGGCCAGUGUGUGGCUGACAGUAACUGUACGACAGAAUGUCCUGACCCCUGUCAGAACACAGACAUCACCUCAUACGCUAACGAACUCAAUUGUCGAAGCUUCUAUGAAUGCAAUGAUAAAAAGUCCAAAUCCAUAUGUUGUGCUGACGGACAAGGAUUUAAGAACGGGACCUGUGUAGAUGAUGAUUUGUGUACCAUGCCUUGCCCUGUUGAUGCUGUUCAGCUCGAGAUACAGCAAAACACUGCGACAACAAAUCAGCCGUCACCCAAUCCUAGCUGCUCCCUUGAAGCGGUUGGUGCAGGACAAUUCCAGUUAAUUGGUAAUGCCAACAAGGACCACAUCAUGUCUUGCCCUGGGAACCUGGUGUUUAGUGUCAAAAAAUGUACCUGUGACUUUCCUACAAAGGAUGUUCUCGACACUUUACCCAGAGAAUGUAAACCAGAAGUCUGUGUAGACUUUGAACAGAAAAUGAAUCCCGUAAAAGUCGAGAACUAUAACAAUGUCACCAUAAGUGGUGGGCGUGGCCAUUUUAAUGGCGAUUCUUACCUGGCUAUUCCAUUGUAUUCGUAUAACGAACGCUUCUCAAAGAGGAUAACCAUCAAGGUGUUGUUUAAGUCCAAACCCGGAAAGGGACAAGAUCGACAGGUCCUCAUCUCGAACUGCCGAACUGAGAUAUCAGCAAGAGGUUCACGGCUGUCGCCCUCGUUAGCCAUUAUUAUCGACAAAUCUGUGGGACAAAAUUAUGUGAUUUUCUUGGGAACAACAAAGAAUAAUGGAAAUGCUAGCAUUGCGCAUACCUUUCAGCCUAACCAGUGGACUGGUCUGGAACUGGUGUUUGACGGAGAGAGACUCACAGCCUCCACCAAUACUAUUGACUACGAAACAGGAGCGUCCAUAGAAAGUCAGUUUGAUACCAAGGAGCUUACUGGCGAACUGAAAGUGGGAUUAGAGUCAUUGAAAAUUGGUAAAUGCCUGGACCGUGACGGUUUCCAUGGUGAAAUGGAUAACGUUUGUAUUGGUGACUGUUUGAAUGGCUAUUUCUCUGGAAAUCCUAAUGCCUGAUCAGUGAACAUUUGUCUUAAUAUCUCCAAAUGAGAGUGUUAAAUGGUAUAAUCCUGUUAAUUUGACGAAAAAACCGUUUUGAAUACUUUCGGCGACAUGCUUCCACGGACAGAAAAGCAAGUCUCAAAAACAUGUUCCAUUGUUUUCUUCUGCUUUCCAAAUUUUCAAUUGAAAGUAUGCAGUUCUUCACGAUUCAUCGCAGGAUAUGGCAUGGAAUAAGUGUUUCCAGCCCAAUACUCUACAUCACAUAAUGCAACAGUGGAAUUACCAAUAUAUAUUUACAUUUGCUCCGCAUUUCCCAGUUGACACAAUGCUAAGAGGCAGUUGCCACCAUACGCCUAUAACACCCAGUGCCUCAAG
This is a messenger RNA of Pecten maximus, 1795 nucleotides long. Its product is annotated as protein PIF-like. NCBI's taxonomy places the organism in Eukaryota, Metazoa, Mollusca, Bivalvia, Pectinida, Pectinidae. Bases 341 to 1435 code for a protein of 364 amino acids. The record is from RefSeq and is a predicted model, not a curated record. The transcript is spliced from 6 exons.